AACCGACGACGUCGCACCGUUCCGUGCGUAUCACGCUACACGUCGCGUUGAUAGUUUAUCGUAAUUUUUUUUUUUUUUUUUUUUUUUUUUUUUUUAUCUCAUCUCCCUUAUCGGAGAUCCGGGAUAAACGUUAUCGUGUUCCGUACGUUUUCGCCGUGGACUGGCGACCGGGAACACGGAUAGCCCGCGACGGGCCGACAGCGAACGAGUGCCGGGAAAAUGUCUACGCGAAAACGGUUCGGCUGACGUCCGCGUGCAUGUGUCCGUCCGUACGGGUUACGUUUCAUCACGGCCGCGCGCGCCGUUGUGCGUGUGCUGUUGUUUACCGAGGAGGAGCCGCCGUCGCCGCCGUCGCCGCCGCAGCCGAAGCCGCUGCGGCCCGACGAUGGACGGGAAGCGCAGCAAUCAUGCCGCCGGCGGACGUUUCGUGACGACACCGUGUGCCCGGGAAUUUUGAACCGCCACCGGGAGUAUGGAAGAGCAAGAAAAUAUGAACAAAACAUUGCCACUUACUAAAAAGCAGAAAAUUAAUGACAGUGAAUUUCGUUUAGUUGACUUAAAUGUUGAUACAAUUAGUCUAAACUUGACAAAGCAUUGUCUUUGUCAAUUACCUGAAACAUGUAUGUUAAAAGAAGUUUUUAGGGUUUCAAAUGUUAGUAGUUGGAGUCGUGAACGGCUAUUGAAUUUCUUGAGUUUUGCUCGGUUGACUUGUGAUAUUGCCCUAAAGCAACAAUCUGAAGGUACUAUAUGUACAAGUGUUGAGCGUUUAAGCAACUAUUUGAUUUCUAAUAAAACUAGUGUUGUAAAUGAAAUUGUAUCUUUACUUAUUCGUACAGAUCCUUAUAUAUCAUUUGCAGCUAGUAAUGCUUUAGCAGAUAUAUUUCUAUGCUCGCAAAAUAAACUAGAUAAUAAAUGGGUAGAAGAACUUACAGAUUUAUUUCUCAGGCGGUCACCAGAAACAUUAUGUCCUGUUAUAGCAGUUUUUAAACGUGUACUAUGUUGGAGAGAUGCGCAAAUGAUUGAUUCAGAAAAAAAUAUCAAGAUGCCAGAAAAUUGUGUUAGUCGGAAAUUAAUUUUUGAAGAUGAAGAAAUUGAGAUGGAUGAUGAAUUUGGAAUAAGUCUUGUUAAAACUAAAGUUAUUGAAGUCUUACAAACUCAAUGGCAAAUGAUUGUAAUGAAAUUUGUUAGGUAUAUGUCAUCUUUUGACCAUUGUACAGAAACUACAAAUGAACAAUUCAAUCAUAAAAUGGGAAAUCUUGCUAUCAUAGAAUUUAUCAAAUUAUGGACUUCAAUGGUUUCUAUAAAAACUAAUCUCAAUGUUAUGAACAUAAAAUAUUUUUAUGCAGAUUUAGGACAAAUGCUUAUUCUUUUAAGACGACCAAAAGUUCAAUCAGUUAUUUGGAAAAACAUAGUUAAUCUUUUCAACGAAAGUUUGUGUUACACAACUACUCUUGCUGUACAAGGUACAAUGCAAGAAGAACCUUGUAUGUUGGCUAGAGAAUUAGUUAAAGUUGUAAAAACUAAAAAUAUGUUGAAUAAUAUGCCAUUCCGUAAAGGUCCAGGGGAUUUUGGUGGAGGAGAAGAAGAUGAUGGUGAUAAAAAGCUAUUACAAGAUACUGUUUUAUUAAUUUUAAAAGCAUUAGCAAUAAUCAUCAAAGAAACAAAAAAUGAUUCUUCUUCUAGUGAUUCUUCAUGUGAUGAAUCUGAAGAUUCUGAAGAAAUAGAUGCAGAAAUGGCUAUAAUUGAAAGUAGUGUCAAUGAAGUUUUAAAAAAACUUGACUCUUGUGUUAAGAAGUGUAUGUCUUAUCUACCAGAAACACAAAUCGCACAAUGGGUUGUUCAGUUGUUUUCUGAUCGAAAUGAUGUACUUAUUGAAAGUUUAAUUUGUACCAUUGAUAUUUCAUUGGUAUUGUGUUAUCGUCGUAACUCCUUGCCAAUGUUACGACAUGUGCUAAAUCCCACAGCUAGUUUUGUUGAAUUUUUACAAACACUUUCUUAUAAUAAUGAUGUAAAUGAAUUGAUAUUAGAUUUAUUAUUAGGUAGCGACACUAGUUUUUUAUUAUACAUUAUGCGAAUAUUAAAGUUCAUUUGCAAUAGAUGGUCAGAGUUUAGUCUUUGUUGUGAAACAAAGUUGCAAAGUACAAUGACUACAUUGAAGAGCUUACAGACUAGUCUUGACCAACUUAUUAAAAAUGAUUUAACUCCUUACAAUCUUAAUCCAGUUUUACGAUUGUUAGUUAAAUGUAAUGGGUUGUAUACAGGCAUAGAUGUAAGAGCUAUUUAAAAGAUUCACUUUGUCUACAUUAUUUUAAUUUCAAUAUUAGGUUCUUUAUUAAAAUAUUAUAGAUAUUGUGUUUUUAUUCAUUUGAAAUU
Sipha flava (yellow sugarcane aphid) is the source of this 2373-nucleotide messenger RNA. RefSeq names its product protein lines (gene lin). Bases 473 to 2284 code for a protein of 603 amino acids. The record is from RefSeq and is a predicted model, not a curated record. Lineage: Eukaryota; Metazoa; Arthropoda; Insecta; Hemiptera; Aphididae. The transcript has 2 exons.